Messenger RNA from Fukomys damarensis (Damara mole-rat), 10802 nucleotides. RefSeq names its product plexin A4 (gene Plxna4). Gene Ontology annotation, molecular function: semaphorin receptor activity; protein binding. Gene Ontology annotation, biological process: regulation of cell shape; positive regulation of axonogenesis; regulation of cell migration. Gene Ontology annotation, cellular component: semaphorin receptor complex. The record is from RefSeq and is a predicted model, not a curated record. Bases 397 to 6078 code for a protein of 1893 amino acids. The transcript has 32 exons. Lineage: Eukaryota; Metazoa; Chordata; Mammalia; Rodentia; Bathyergidae.
GCUGGGUGGAGGAAAGAGGUGCCUGGAAUUGAUCCACAUUUCCCGACCUUUUUGUUGGACAUUACGCCCACCUUGGACCCUGCAAGAGGAGCUGUCAAGCCUAGCGGGCUCUGAUUUGGCCCCCUCCAUUUUCCUUUGCUGCUCCUGGCUUCCCUGUGCCUCGGUGGAGUAUUUGCUUUCUGGGCUGGGGCUGGAGGAGGCAGCCACACGCGCGCACACGCACACGUUCAGAGGAGGGCGAGAGGCGGCACAGGCACCAUCUGCAGUGUCAAUGCGGCGCUCCCGCUGAAGGAGGGAAACGCGGCGUUUCCAGGGGAGACUGCCCUGCUGCAUCCUGGCCCUCCGAGGGCACAGGUGUGUCCGAGUGCUGCUGUGCUGCGAGGAUCCACUUGUGAAAUGAAAGCCAUGCCUUGGAACUGGACUUGCCUACUCUCCCACCUGCUCAUGGUGGGGAUGGGCUCUUCCACUCUGCUCCCCCGGCAGCCACCCUCACUGUCUCAGAAGCGGUCUUUUGUCACAUUUCAAGGGGAGCCCACUGAGGGCUUUAAUCACUUGGUGGUGGAUGAGAGGACAGGGCACAUUUAUUUGGGGGCCGUCAACCGGAUCUAUAAGCUCUCCAGUGACUUGAAGGUCUUGGUGACCCACCAGACAGGGCCAGAUGACGACAACCCCAAGUGCUACCCACCCCGCAUUGUCCAGACCUGCAAUGAGCCCCUGACCAGCACCAACAAUGUCAACAAGAUGCUCCUCAUAGACUACAAGGAGAACAGGCUGAUUGCAUGUGGGAGCCUGUACCAGGGCAUCUGCAAGCUCCUGAGGCUAGAGGACCUCUUCAAACUGGGGGAGCCCUUUCACAAGAAGGAGCACUACCUGUCAGGGGUUAAUGAGAGUGGCUCAGUUUUCGGGGUGAUCGUCUCCUACAGCAACCUGGAUGACAAACUCUUCAUUGCCACAGCAGUGGAUGGAAAGCCUGAGUAUUUUCCUACCAUCUCUAGCAGGAAGUUGACCAAAAACUCCGAGGCAGAUGGAAUGUUUGCUUAUGUCUUCCAUGAUGAGUUUGUGGCCUCAAUGAUUAAGAUCCCUUCGGACACCUUCACGGUCAUCCCCGAUUUUGAUAUCUACUAUGUCUAUGGUUUCAGCAGUGGCAACUUUGUCUACUUUUUGACGCUGCAGCCUGAGAUGGUGUCUCCCCCAGGCUCCACUACAAAGGAACAGGUGUACACAUCCAAACUUGUGCGACUUUGCAAGGAGGACACCGCUUUCAACUCCUAUGUGGAGGUACCCAUUGGCUGUGAGCGCAGUGGGGUGGAGUACCGCUUGCUGCAGGCUGCCUACCUGUCCAAAGCUGGUGCUGUGCUUGGCAGGACCCUGGGAGUUCAUCCAGAUGAUGACCUCCUCUACACUGUCUUCUCAAAGGGCCAGAAGCGGAAAAUGAAGUCUCUGGAUGAGUCGGCACUGUGUAUCUUCAUCUUAAAGCAGAUCAAUGACCGCAUUAAGGAGCGGUUACAAUCUUGCUACCGGGGUGAAGGCACACUGGACCUGGCCUGGCUCAAGGUGAAAGACAUCCCCUGCAGCAGUGCGCUCUUAACCAUUGACGAUAAUUUCUGUGGCCUGGAUAUGAAUGCCCCGCUGGGAGUGUCUGAGAUGGUGCGAGGCAUUCCCGUCUUCACAGAGGACAGGGACCGCAUGACUUCCGUCAUCGCAUAUGUCUACAAGAAUCACUCUCUGGCCUUCGUGGGCACCAAGAGCGGCAAGUUGAAGAAGAUACGAGUGGACGGACCCAGGGGCAAUGCCCUCCAAUACGAGACUGUGCAGGUAGUAGAUCCUGGUCCAGUCCUUCGGGAUAUGGCCUUCUCCAAGGAUCACGAGCAGCUCUACAUCAUGUCAGAAAGGCAGCUCACCAGAGUCCCCGUGGAGUCCUGCAUUCAGUAUCGGAGCUGUAGUGAAUGCCUUGGCUCUGGCGAUCCCCACUGUGGCUGGUGUGUGCUGCACAACACGUGUACUCGGAAGGAACGGUGUGAGCGAUCCAGGGAGCCCCGCAGGUUUGCAUCAGAGAUGAAGCAGUGUGUCCGGCUGACAGUUCAUCCCAACAACAUCUCCGUCUCUCAGUACAACGUGCUGCUGGUCCUGGAGACAUACAAUGUCCCAGAGCUGUCAGCGGGUGUCAACUGCACCUUUGAGGACCUGUCAGAGAUGGAUGGGCUCGUGGUAGGCAAUCAGAUCCAUUGCUACUCACCCGCAGCCAAGGAGGUGCCCCGGAUCAUCACAGAAAAUGGGGACCACCAUGUUGUACAGCUGCAACUUAAGUCCAAAGAGACGGGUAUGACCUUUGCCAGCACCAGCUUCGUCUUCUACAACUGCAGUGUCCAUAAUUCGUGCCUGUCCUGUGUGGAGAGCCCAUACCGCUGCCACUGGUGUAAAUACCGGCAUGUAUGCACCCACGACCCCAAGACGUGUUCCUUCCAGGAGGGCCGUGUGAAGCUGCCUGAGGACUGCCCCCAGCUGCUGCGAGUGGACAAGAUCCUGGUGCCUGUGGAGGUGAUCAAGCCCAUCACACUGAAGGCCAAGAACCUCCCACAGCCACAGUCAGGCCAGCGUGGCUACGAGUGCAUCCUGAACAUCCAGGGCAGUGAGCAGCGGGUCCCUGCCCUGCGCUUCAACAGUUCCAGCGUGCAGUGCCAGAACACCUCCUACUCUUAUGAAGGGAUGGAGAUCAACAACCUACCUGUGGAGCUGACUGUUGUGUGGAAUGGGCACUUUAACAUCGACAACCCUGCUCAGAAUAAAGUUUACCUCUACAAGUGUGGGGCCAUGCGUGAGAGCUGUGGGCUGUGUCUCAAAGCUGACCCAGACUUCGAGUGUGGCUGGUGCCAGAACCCAGGCCAGUGCACCCUGCGCCAGCACUGUCCUGCCCAUGAGAGUCGGUGGCUGGAGCUGUCAGGUGCCAACAGCAAGUGUACAAAUCCCCGCAUCACGGAGAUAAUUCCAGUGACCGGCCCCCGGGAAGGGGGCACCAAGGUCACCAUCCGGGGAGAGAACCUGGGCCUGGAAUUCCGGGACAUUGCCUCCCAUGUCAAGGUGGCUGGUGUGGAGUGCAGCCCUUUGGUAGAUGGCUACAUCCCUGCAGAACAGAUCGUGUGUGAGAUGGGGGAGGCCAAGCCCAGCCAGCAUGCAGGCUUUGUGGAGAUUUGUGUAGCUGUGUGUCGGCCCGAGUUCAUGGCCCGCUCCUCACAGCUCUACUACUUCAUGACCCUGUCGCUGUCAGACCUGAAGCCCAGCCGGGGGCCCAUGUCUGGGGGUACCCAAGUGACCAUCACAGGCACCAACCUGAACGCGGGCAGCAACGUGGUGGUGAUGUUCGGAAAGCAGCCCUGCCACUUCCACAGGCGAUCUCCGUCCUUCAUCGUCUGCAACACCACAUCCUCUGAUGAGGUUCUGGAGAUGAAGGUGACGGUGCAGGUGGACAGGGCCAGGAUCCGCCAGGACCUGGUCUUCCAGUAUGUGGAAGACCCCACCAUUGUGCGUAUCGAGCCAGAGUGGAGUAUUGUCAGUGGAAACACACCCAUCGCUGUCUGGGGCACUCACCUGGACCUCAUUCAGAACCCCCAGAUCCGUGCCAAGCAUGGAGGGAAGGAGCACAUCAAUAUCUGUGAGGUUCUGAAUGCUACUGAGAUGACCUGCCAGGCUCCAGCUCUGGCCCUGGAUCCUGACCACCAGUCAGACCUCACUGAGAGGCCUGAGGAGUUUGGCUUCAUCCUGGACAAUGUCCAAUCCCUGCUCAUCCUCAACAAAACCAAUUUCACCUACUAUCCCAACCCUGUAUUUGAAGCCUUUGGACCUUCAGGAAUCCUGGAACUGAAGCCCGGUACCCCCAUCAUCCUGAAGGGCAAAAACCUGAUCCCACCCGUGGCUGGAGGCAACGUGAAGCUCAACUACACAGUGCUGGUUGGGGAGAAGCCAUGCACUGUGACGGUGUCAGAUGUGCAGCUGCUCUGCGAGUCCCCCAACCUCAUCGGCAGGCACAAAGUGAUGGCCCGUGUCGGUGGCAUGGAGUAUUCCCCGGGGAUGGUGUACAUCGCCCCGGACAGCCCUCUCAGCCUGCCUGCCAUCGUCAGCAUCGCUGUGGCUGGCGGCCUCCUCAUCAUCUUCAUCGUGGCUGUGCUCAUCGCCUACAAACGCAAGUCCCGAGAGAGCGACCUCACGCUGAAGCGACUGCAGAUGCAAAUGGACAACCUGGAGUCCCGCGUGGCGCUGGAGUGCAAGGAAGCUUUUGCAGAGCUGCAGACAGACAUCCAUGAGCUCACCAGUGACCUGGAUGGAGCCGGGAUUCCCUUCCUGGACUACAGGACCUACACCAUGCGGGUGCUGUUCCCGGGAAUUGAAGACCACCCUGUGCUCCGGGACCUCGAGGUUCCAGGGUACCGGCAGGAGCGAGUGGAGAAAGGCCUGAAACUCUUCGCUCAGCUCAUCAAUAACAAGGUGUUCCUGCUGUCCUUCAUCCGCACGCUUGAGUCCCAGCGCAGCUUCUCCAUGCGCGACCGGGGCAAUGUGGCCUCGCUCAUCAUGACGGUGCUGCAGAGCAAGCUGGAGUAUGCGACCGAUGUGCUGAAGCAGCUGCUGGCCGACCUCAUUGACAAGAACCUGGAGAGCAAGAACCACCCCAAGCUGCUGCUUAGGAGGACGGAGUCAGUGGCGGAGAAGAUGUUGACCAACUGGUUCACUUUCCUCCUCUACAAGUUCCUCAAGGAGUGUGCUGGGGAGCCCCUCUUCUCCCUGUUCUGUGCCAUCAAGCAGCAGAUGGAGAAGGGGCCCAUUGACGCCAUCACGGGCGAGGCCCGCUACUCCCUGAGUGAGGACAAGCUCAUCCGGCAGCAGAUCGAGUACAAGACCCUGGUCCUGAGCUGUGUCAGCCCAGACAAUGCCAACAGCUCCGAGGUCCCUGUGAAGAUUCUCAACUGUGACACCAUCACUCAGGUCAAGGAGAAGAUUCUGGACGCCAUCUUCAAGAAUGUGCCCUGCUCCCACCGGCCCAAGGCUGCAGACAUGGACCUUGAGUGGCGACAAGGAAGUGGGGCAAGGAUGAUCCUGCAAGAUGAAGACAUCACCACCAAAAUUGAGAAUGACUGGAAGAGACUAAACACCCUGGCCCAUUACCAGGUGCCAGAUGGCUCUGUGGUGGCCUUAGUGUCUAAGCAGGUGACAGCCUAUAAUGCAGUGAACAACUCCACAGUCUCCAGGACCUCAGCAAGUAAAUAUGAAAACAUGAUACGGUACACGGGCAGCCCAGAUAGUCUCCGCUCGCGAACUCCCAUGAUCACCCCUGACCUGGAGAGCGGAGUCAAGAUGUGGCACCUGGUGAAGAAUCAUGAGCAUGGGGACCAGAAAGAGGGUGACCGGGGGAGCAAGAUGGUGUCUGAGAUCUAUCUGACUCGGCUACUGGCCACUAAGGGCACACUGCAGAAGUUUGUGGAUGACCUCUUCGAGACCAUCUUCAGCACGGCCCACCGCGGCUCUGCCCUGCCACUGGCCAUCAAAUACAUGUUUGACUUCCUAGAUGAGCAGGCUGACAAGCACGGCAUUCAUGACCCCCAUGUCCGCCACACUUGGAAGAGCAACUGCCUGCCCCUGCGGUUUUGGGUCAACAUGAUCAAGAACCCACAGUUUGUGUUUGACAUCCACAAGAACAGCAUCACAGACGCCUGCCUCUCUGUAGUGGCUCAGACCUUCAUGGACUCCUGCUCUACAUCAGAGCACCGGUUGGGCAAGGAUUCACCCUCCAACAAACUGCUCUAUGCCAAGGACAUCCCCAGCUACAAGAGCUGGGUGGAGAGGUAUUACUCUGACAUCGGGAAGAUGCCAGCCAUCAGUGACCAGGACAUGAAUGCAUACCUGGCCGAGCAGUCCCGAAUGCACAUGAAUGAGUUCAACACUAUGAGUGCGCUUUCGGAGAUCUUCUCCUAUGUGGGCAAAUACAGCGAGGAGAUCCUUGGACCCCUGGACCAUGACGACCAGUGUGGGAAGCAGAAACUGGCCUACAAACUAGAACAAGUCAUAACCCUCAUGAGCUUAGACAGCUGAGAACCAUCCUUCCAGGGCCACCCUGGAGGGAGGGACACACCAAGCCGUGCCUCAGUCUAGAUUAUCAUCUUUACCAAGUGCAAGUUCCGACUGGCAUCAGCAGCAUCCCCUGAGCAGUGCUGUCUCUCUCUCCCAUCCCCCUUCUCUGCCUCUUUCUGUCGCUCCCUCCUUCCUGGUACUCUUCUCUUUCAGUUUCUCUUCCAACAUGAUUGGACCAAGCCACCAACUCUCAGUCACUCUUUGGUGGCUGAAGCUAGGGAUCUGACCAGAAAAUGUCAGAGCGGGGCCCUCUUUCAACUGCUUCUGACCCCACACACCAGCAGCAGAGCCCAAAUAUGGAUGAGGAGCUGUGGACAGAGGACAUUUCUAUGCUGCUGCUUCACCUUCUUCUUGGAGAGUGGUCCAAAACUUGGCUUAGGGAAGAGACAGUGAGCUCAGUAUUAUCUUCACUGGGAAGAUGUCACCUGGCCCUCCUCCCCACACUUCUAUCUCUGAGGAGCCAGUCAGUGGUCUGGGUGCUUGGCAACAGUGAGAAGAAAGAUCCCACCUUCCAUGUGUGGCUAGAGUGGGGACCAUGUGAGGAGUUGGGAGGUGCUACUUGGGGCUGUGUCCUACCUGUUUGGUUGGUGUUCGGAGCCUCCUGUCCUCAUGGUGUCUCCCUGGAGCUCUUCCAGGGGUCCAUAUAGACCUCCCUGCCCAGCAUCUUCCCCUGCCUGUGGAAAACCAGACAGGAGAAAAAAAUUGCAGUUACAUUCCAUCAUGGAGAUACUCCUAACCUUCUAAUCUAGCUCAUAGCAGCAGAAAUGUAACAUGGAGAGAAAAAGAAAGAGGGCUGCAUCUGCCCUAAAAGAAGCAUUUGCUGUUCUCCAUUUGCCCCCAAAUUGAAUUGCAUCCUGACCAGUAGUCAUAGGUCUAGUCCAUUUCCAGAACCUCACAGUGCUGUCUAGAGAAGGCACCUCCACCUCCUUGUCACCCUUCAUCAAACAUCCGUGUGAAAUGCAGAGUGCAUCCAGGAGACUCUACCUCCAGCCAUCUCCAAGGCUCCAUGCCCACCAUCCUUGAGAACUUCAUAGAAGGCUGGGGCAGACAGCCUAGUCUCUGACCCCCACCUCUGUAGAAUCUGGUGCCAUUGCUAUGCAUACGACUUUGUCACUGGGUUGUCUAGACCUCCUUGGAACUAUUUCAUCAACAUCUCAGCUGUGUUUUUAGUCAUUCUCCUUCUUCAUCUGUUCAGCAUCAUUGGAAGAAACAUACACAAGCACAGAUACACCAGGCCGGCCAGCCUUGGCCCCCAGCUUGCCAUGCCUAGGAAGGACUGGAGAGCCAAGCUGAGGGACUGGCUGGAAAUGAAAGGAGGGUCAUACAACUAAUGGUGGCCCUGGCAUCCAUCUCUCCAUCUGUCUUUCUGUAUGCUGUCUUAGCCAGUCAGGCAAAUGAGUGCUCAGACAUGGGACCUGGGUGAGCAGGGGCUAUGGUGAGACGUGGUCUAGUGGUACGUCUGAGGAACCUGUAGUUUGGAAGGGACCUUCUAUGCUGUGUGGGUCAGUAUUCACUAUAAGCAGGAAUCUCUUCUGCCAGCUCUGGUCUGGAGUCAUCCUCCACUUUGGGAAGCAAGGAGAAGGCAGAGUCGAAGUCAGAGUUUUGCCUUCACUCCCUGAGCAUCAGAGAUCGUUCCUUGUCAUCUACUCAAAAUGAACCCCAUGUGGGGAAGGAGCCGCACAUUUCCAACAGAGUCCGUGAAGCAUCCUGCACUUUCAAGAACACUAGCCCCUUUGGAUAUGAAUGUGUGUGUGUGUGUGUGUGUGUGUGUAUGCAUGCGCACAUGCAUGUGAAUGCAUGUGCAACCAUGUGUGUGUAUGUGUGUCUGCCCCAGGAGUAGGCAGAGAGCUCCAAAAGAUUCCUUGUCCCAUACUGAAGGAUGUUGAAGUGUUUCCCUUCUCUGUCCCCUGAUUCAUCCAUUCAUCCUACAGUUUCAGGACAUUUCAACACUUGCUUUCUAGGCUGAGUGCUGGAGAAGAGGUCAUCUGUCCAUAAAAAAUCUGGGACUUUGGUGACCUAGAGCAGAGGAUCACAUGGCAUUGCAGAGGACAACUGGAAAAGAUACAAGCAACCUAACAAGUAGGAAAAGGAGAAUGAGAAAAGAUGCAUUUAAAAGGAGAGAACAAAUAUAACCAAAGGUUUUGGCAAAUGUGCCAGAUGGAGAAGUAUGGAAUUUCUAUCAUUGAUCAUAUUAUUUUCUCCCAAAAAAUCACAGGACUUGGAGGCCAGAAAGACUGCAUGUGGGAAGCAGGCUGAGGAAGCACCUUGGCCACUAAAAUAUUUUUGCACACAUGAAAGGGUGGGGAAGAGAGAGAGACACAAACCUAUUUAACACAGAUUUGCUGGAUGGAAGCUCUGAGUGAGUGUGUAUGAGUGAAUGCAUUUGAUUUAUUUUUUAAGUUUUGCACAGUUAGAGGAAAAAAGGAGGAAAACAAAAGACUGUUAUCACAGUUUUGCUGAAGCUUUUAUUUUUUACCAGAUGAUUAUUAUUGUUAUUAUUAUGUUGUCGGUACAGGACCUCCCCAUACACACUGUGUUUUUGUUAUGAACAACACUUCAAACAUCACAGAGAAACCCAAAUGUCAGGAAGAAAAAGAGGAGGGAUGGACAGACGAGUUUCCUGUCUCUCCUCAUUUCUGCUGGGUGAGGCUUUGGGGAACAUUUUAAUUUAACUGGUGGUGUAGGUUGUUUCUGGCACUACGGCCCACAUGGGGACUGAGAAACUGCUGUCACCCAAAACCACAACUCAUCUUGCCCCUAAACAUCCUAUUUUACUUUCACUAUUUUUUCCCAUUUCUUCCAUUUGACUUGAUGCAAGUGUGAUAUGUUUAAAAGCAAAGUCAGUCAAUGUAGGCCAAAAGCUGUCCUUUCCCCCUCCAAUUUCUCUCUCAAAUUCCCUUGUUAUUCUCCAGCUCCUCUGGACAGAUUGGGGACCCAGAGAGCUCCUAGGGUGGCCUGUGGGGUCCCAGAGGAAAGGAGUUAACUUGGUCCUGUGAACAGAGCAACUCUUGCACCUCCCUCUGCAUCAGGGUCAACUUGCCCCAGUUCUGUUGUAGGUGGAAACUUUCUCUCUCCUGUGCCUGGACAGCAGGCAAGAGAGAAAAGGCAAUCUCCCUCACCACUCCCUUUACCUCACCCCUACAUCCUCCUCCCCUUGAGAUCACAGGGUCUAAAUGGUACCGGAUCACACUGUCAAAAACAACUGAGCUAAGAGGCAAGGAUUUUGAAUGUAGAGGUCAGAUGGGUUGAUGUCUGGUAGUGGUGCGAAGUCGGGGAGCUUGAUGGGGUCCUGAAUUUAAAUGGAUGGAUAGAGACAGUGGAGAAAGAUAGCUGUAGCCUGGCCAUCUCUAAGACACAUGUCCCCUUUACCCUUUUCAGUAAGCCAAGACCCUGCCUUUGUUUCUUAGUAACCGUAAACAGUGGCAUUAACUGAAGUUGGCUGUUGUGUCAGUUACUUCCUCAGAAAAAACCUUCCUUGCUUUCUUUCAGUAUGGCUUUAAAUUUGGGGACAGAGGAUACCUUAAGUACCCCACACACCAAAGUACGUUACAAUUUGUAUAAUAUGCAUAGCCAGAAGAGGCAGCCUUCUGGCUCAGGACACUUGAGGGGCUUGGGGUGUUUGAAUGGCCAUGUCCAGAGAGAGAAGUCCCUUAAAUGAAUCCUGAGGUUUGAGGUUGAAUGUCCAGGACUGUUCCCAGGGAGAAGCUGGAGGUGCUUGUGGAUAAGACCUCUCUGUCCUGGUCCCUUUGGCUCACUUCCCACUCCCAGCCCAGGAUCAGUGUUGAUGUAUUGUCCCAGUACCUCUCCAGCUCUGGCAUUCCUGGUACUCGUGCUCCACUGAGCAUCUAGCCUCUCACUGUGCCCCUCUCCAGGUGGGGAGUAUCCUCUCUCUUCUUCCUUGUCUCUCUUGUACCAGGAGCUCCACCAGAAGGCCAUCUGUUGUCCUCAGGACAGGAGCAGCUCAGAAUUCACAGUCCAGCUCUCUGGGCCUGCCCCGGCUCAGCCCUGGCCCACCCAAAGCUGCCUCAAUGGGAGGGGCUCCCUUAUCCAGCCAAGGCUUUGAAGGUUCUCAUCAGAGGACCCAUGCAUCUUCCACUAACAUCCCAAACAACCUCCACUCCAACCAGCGAGCCUCUGCUGCUGUUUCUAGACCCUAGACUAUGCUGUGAUCUACCUGGAGCCAAGCAUCUUUCAGUGUGACCUAAAGAGAGAAGUCCUGUUGCCAUGUGUCUUCUUUCACAGGACUGAGGAAACACUGCCUUUAACUUCACAGCAUGGUGGUCAGUGUUUAACAAGUGAAAAGCCAGUAUUCCCACCAUCAGGAACAACCUUCCCUCUUCCUCACAGGAGACCAAGGAGGAACAGAAAGACUACCUAGGGAGCCACUCUGCAGGCAGAAAGCCCAGAGAUACCUUCCUCGUGGGCCUCCCAGGAACGGCACCCAGGGAGCAGUCCUAGCAAACUCCUAGAGGCCUCUGAGGGGCAAAUCUGUGAGUGAGUGAUCUCCAGGGACCCACCAGGCCUGGGUGGCUCACUGCCCUGACUCCUCUUGGGCCUUUCCUCUUGUUCCUUAUCCAUAUAAAGGCCCUUUAGGACAGGUGACUGGGGGACUCUGACUUCUCCACUCUUUCCUUUUAAAAAGCUAUGGGCUAUGUGCCGGGGAUUUAGCUCAGUGGUUCUGCUGU